ACGCCAGCAAUCGAAUUCUGACCGACUUUAUAAGACUUACGACUUGGGCACGUUAAGUCACGUAGGUCGUAGUGCACAGUUUGUUUGGAAGCUUCGAUGCGAGCAAACGCGAUAUUAAUUACUGCAAAGAAAACAUAAAGAAUACGAAAUAAAAAUAAGUUCAAUUACAAAAUACAUACACAUACAUACAGCAUAUACAGAGCUAUGUAUAAAAUGCAGUUAGUUUGGCUGAAGCUCUUGCUGCUGAGCUGCCUGUGGCCUGGCUCUCACCUGCAGCCCUUGGGCUACAAUGAACUGGAGCUGUUGUUUGAAGAGCAGCAGCAGCAGCAGCAGCAACUGCUCGAGGAGGAUGACUUGGAUAUGACGCAGGUUAAUUGGAGAGCGAUGAUACCGCUGCUGUUGCAACGUCAGCAGUUGCGGCUCUGCGUCGCUGUUUACCGUUACGAGCCGCGCCUGGUCGCCGGAACACCUUGCGAAAUGCUGCUGGGCAGCGGACUGAUGGCGUACUGUGACAUCGGCCAUAUCGAGGAUCUAAGCAUAACAAUGCGCGAUGCAUUUGGCGGCAUGCUGUUCGAUACGCUGCAAAAAUGUCGGCCCGGCAUGGAAAUCUUUGGUGUGCGUUGCCGACGACGUGCCUGACUUGCCUUGACUAUGAGCCAGAAAAAUGGAUUUUAACUGAAUUGCUAAUUCAGUUUACUGCAGUAGCAGUCGCUCUAGUUCUUUCUCUCUCUCUCUCUCUCUCUCUAUGUUUCUCUCUGUUGUGCGCUGUGUCUGUUUUCGUGUCCCUUGUCAUUUCAAUGUGUCAAUAAAAAUACGAUGUGGGUGAAGGCCUGGGCCUGGGCUGUCGACCAAGUCCGAGUCCGAGUCUGUGUCCUUGUUGAGUUCCAGCAUCAUGACAAAUGA
Molecule: messenger RNA, 903 nt
Organism: Drosophila navojoa
Lineage: Eukaryota; Metazoa; Arthropoda; Insecta; Diptera; Drosophilidae
Source: RefSeq, a predicted model, not a curated record